Messenger RNA from Chlamydomonas reinhardtii, 3951 nucleotides. RefSeq lists its product as uncharacterized. Lineage: Eukaryota; Viridiplantae; Chlorophyta; Chlorophyceae; Chlamydomonadales; Chlamydomonadaceae. The record is from RefSeq and is a predicted model, not a curated record. Bases 223 to 3195 code for a protein of 990 amino acids. The transcript is spliced from 16 exons.
GUUAAAGCUCGGAAACUUACAAAGAGCUGGCAGGAGCUGUCAAUCGGAGCGCUUCCCGCGCAAACUUAGUGUUGACCUGGAGAGUCAUGUCCUCUCUGUAUCGCGCUUUAGUUGAUGUAUUUAGGUAAUAUACAACAGGGAUACUAUUUAGCCUGACCGUGCACCGCGUCUAGUGCCAGCAGCAAAGACGUUUAGAGUCCAGGUGACUCGCUCAGCGCCGAUAUGAAUCGCAGCAGCGUCUGCACUCAGCAACAUGGCUCCUUAGGUAACUCGCUCGCUGGAUGCCCAAGGUGCCCGGCACGUUCGCAUCGUGCCUCCACGUCGCGCAGCCUGCGCCUGGGCGUUGCUGCAUUUGAUUGGUUUCGCCUCAACAAUCGCGAGAACAAGCAGCAGCCCUCGACGGCGACUGUCCCGCGAGAGGAUGGUUCGGUGGCGGCACAUACAGUCGCGCCCCCCGCGCCUGCGCCCGCACCGGCACCGGCACACAAGCGUGAUUUUCUGGAGGCACGGCAGGUGUCGCUCUUCCAGCUGUUUGACUCGUCCGAGUUUGUCUUCGACGUGCCGCCCUACCAGCGCCCCUACGCCUGGCGCACCAAGCAGAUUUACGAGCUGCUGCAGGACUUUGUGAGGGCGUACGAGUCCAGGCAGGAGUACUUCCUGGGUGCCAUUGUGGCCACCCGGGCAGCAUCCGGGGGCGCAGCCGGGGGGGCAACCGAUGGCGCGCAUACGCCGUACCAGCUGAUUGACGGCCAGCAGCGGCUCACCAGCCUCAUGCUACUGCUGGGCUACCUGCGCCACUGGGCGUCCUCUGCUACAGCCGCCCCCUCUGCUACAGCUGGCUCUGCUAUAGCCGCCUCCGGCCCCGGCCCGGGCCUGGAGGGGCGGCUGCGGCGCAUGCUGUAUCUGGAGGCGGACCCGCUGGACCCGGGCAGCACCGGCAGGUACCGGUUGCAGCUGCGUGAGCCUGACAACGCCUUCCUGCGCGCCCACAUGCUGGACGGCUGGCUGCCCACUCGCUUCCGGCGCGCAGGCAUCAUGGCGGCCGGGGCAGGCGGCAGCGGUAGCGCUGCUGACGCCGGAGGCGAGGAGAGCGCUGGCACUGGCGCUGGCGAUGGCUGGGGCAUCAGCAGUAUUGCUGGUGAGGUCGCGGAGGGGGCAGCUGGCGAGGUGCAGCCGCUGGCUAGCGAGUCGCACUGGCGGCUCUAUGAGAAUGCGACGUUCCUGAGCUCGCAGUUGGACCGGCUGGCGGCGGCGGGGCUCAAUCUGCAGGACUUUGCCUUCCACGUGCUGCGGAACUGCUUUGUGGUGCUGAUGGUGGCGCGUGACGAGAACGCCUCCUUCACCAUCUUCUCCUGCCUCAACGGCCGCGGCAUGGACCUGACGGUGGUGGACAAGCUGAAGGCCGAGCUGCUGCAGAGCCUGAGCCCGGCAGAGCGCGCCUCCUACGCGGCAGCCUGGUCUGACAUGGAGGCUGUGCUGGGCCGCCCUGCCUUUCACCGGGUGUUCACAUACAUGCGACGCCUGGCAGCAGUGCGCGACCCAGGACUGCUGUCAGCGGCAGCAGUUGGCGGGCUGGCGGUUGGAGGCAGUUAUGGCAGCUAUGGGGAUGCACGGGACGGAGAGGGUGGCAUGGAUGCGGAUGGGGCUGCGGCGGGCGUGCUGGAGUACUUCACGCGGCGCGCGGACGACCCGGCCGCGGUCAAGCAGAUCCUGCAGGUGGCUCUGGACUAUGCCCGCCUGCUGCUGCAGCUGCGGCAGGCCAGCUGGGUGCCGCCACCACUGCCGCCAUCACAGUCACUGCAACGGGAGCCGCUGCUGCCGCUGCCCCUCCCUGCGGAGGCGGAGGCGGAGCACCUGGCUUCCCUACAUCAGCAGCACACGCAGUGGGCAGCAGCCUCAGCCCACAGCUCCUCCACCUCCCUCUCCUCGCCUGCACCCGGACAACAGGAGCGCACAGCCGGCUCCGCUGCAGCCGGCCCACAGGACGCCGCCGCUCAGCAGCAGGCGGCGCUGCUGGCCGAGCUCAACGCCCGCUCCGCCGCCCUCAACCUGUUUGCGGAUGAGGCCUGGCUGCCGCCGCUGCUGGAGUUCUGCUACCAGACAGACGAUCUGGCGCAGCGUGUGCAGUUCAUGAAGGCGGCCGAGGCACUGCAGCUGCUGCUGGAGCUGCAGGGCGACGCCGCUGCCAAGGCCGCGCGCUGGGGAGUGGUGGCUGAGGCGCUGCUGUCACGCCCCUUCAGCCCACGCGCGGUGCUGCAGGCGGUGGCGCUCAGCAACCUGGAGCGAGCGGCAUUCAGGGCGCUCCUGGACGCCAAGGACCUGUACGGCACCGCGGAGCAGCGCACCCUGAGGCACCUGCUGCUCAGGUGCGAGCCGCCCUCGGUGUGGGCGCAGGUGCCCGACAUCCGCGGCCUGCACGUGGAGAAGGUGGUGCCGCAGAGCGCGCCCGAGGGCUCCACGUGGCGCAAGACACGCCUCAGCACGCCCUGCGACCCCCAGUCCGCCUGGCCCCCCGUCUGGUUCGACAGCGGCAGCGGCAGCAGCAGCGGCAGCAGUUGCAACACCAGCCCCGGCGCCAGCAUCAGCAGGAGCACACGCGAUCUUAACAGCAGCGCUGCGUCGGAGCCGGCCGCAGACGUUGCCUCCUCAUUCACCUCCUCUGCUGCAGCCGCCACUGCUGCUGCAGCCGCCUCUGCCGCAGCCUCCUCAUCCUAUGAAGUCAAGUACUGGUACGACGUGCAGCGGCUGCACUGGCACGGCAAGCUCGGCAACCUGGUGCUGCUGCCCGCCACCGCCGCCACCGCCUCCGCCGCCGCCGCCGCCACCGCCUCCACUGCUCCCAGCCCUCCAUCCUCCUCCAAGUCCUCAGCGUCGCCCUUGACGCAAUCUGCUGCUGCUCCCCUCGCGGCAUCCGCAGCGUUAGCACCGGCGCCAGCCGCCGCAACGACAGCCACCACCUCCUCCUCCGGCUCCUCUCUCCACCAGCAGCACCACCAGCACCACCACCCCAACGACUACGACGCCAAGGCGGCGCAGUGGCGGGCUGCGGGCGCCGGGGCGCGGCUGCCCGGCUUUACGGGGCCGCUGCUACAGCCGGGGGCGGGGCGCUACAGCCGCUUCCGCUUCUGCUAUGACGAGUGCCGGCAGCGCCACCAGGACCUGCUGGACCGACUGACCGCCGUGUUCGACCUGUGAGGAGAAGAGGUGUGGAACCCCGGCGAGCCUCGUAAGGCUAUGCCGGACUGGCUGGCUGACUGGGUGCGGUGUCGUCGUAGGUGGGGUAGGCAUGUAGGAUGCGGCCACCGGCGCAGCAGCUGGGUUGCAGCAGUUAGUUGAGUAGUCGUGUAGACGUAUAGUGCAAUGCAACGUAGGCAAAACAGCACUGCAGCAGUUAAGGGGUGGCGCGUUUGAGGUGUUGCAGGUGAGUUUGGCUCUGGUGUUGAUUAGCGUUGCUGUAUCGUCGUAGAUGGGUAGGCACGCGGGAUGCACGAUGCAGCGGCCGUGUGAGUGGGGGGGCAUGGCAUGGACGUGCAACGGUUACGUCCAACGAUGAAGCAAACACGAGGUACGCAGCGCUUACACAGCCUAGCUCACUAACAAACAAACUUGCUGGAGAGAAGCUGGGGCGACGCUGUUGUAUUCUCGGUUGGGCAGGUAUGCUUGGUUGGGCAGGUUUCAGAGGCGCCGGUUGAGCGAGUAAGCAGCAUCAGAGACUUGAAUGAGGCGCGUGAAGAGUACGGAGCAAAGGGGUUCAGGCUGCAGUAGUUGUGUCAGGUGGCGGAGGUGUAGGCGGUGAGGUGGCCAGCCAUACCGUAGUACCCGUGGCGGGUAAAAAGGGGGGUGCGAGGCCCAAGCAGGCCGUCGAUGUAUCUGCUGCAUGCGCACCCGGACGGCCAUGAAGGUGUGAGAGUAAAGCCAUGUUAUGUCGGUGAGUCCGCGAGUCACAGUUGA